Molecule: messenger RNA, 3963 nt
Organism: Limulus polyphemus (Atlantic horseshoe crab)
Lineage: Eukaryota; Metazoa; Arthropoda; Merostomata; Xiphosura; Limulidae
Product: TSC22 domain family protein 1-like
Exons: 3
Coding region: 287-763 (158 amino acids)
Biological process (GO): regulation of transcription by RNA polymerase II
Source: RefSeq, a predicted model, not a curated record
AGAACGAGUAGGAGCGUCCUGUUAGUACUCGUCAAUAUAUAUAAAAUAUCUCAACGCUUUGAACAGAGAGACUGCCCUCGUGUCGAUAUCGUUAUCUUCCAAGGAGUGACGCAUAGUAAGAUUGAAUGUUUUAUCUCCUAAUUUGUGUCCAGUAUUAUUAAUACUGUUAUUUGUGCCGGACAUCUUACCCCUUAGUUCCACCAAACAGCUGAGUUGCAGCAACUGAAACAACUGCCAUCUAUUGGGCCUGUCAGCAGUGCUCGCCGUGGCUGCUUCGUACAUUUGGAUGUUGAACGUUAUGAGUACCGUAGUCCAGUUUAGUCUGGUAGACAACAGUCAGCAAGUUGAGACCGUCAAGGAACAAAUGCCGCAUUUAAACUUGUCCGAUGAAACUCUUCUGUCAGUGUACUAUUUUAUAAGGGAAUUUAUUGGCUCAUCAACAGGAUCUAGCACUGUAGCCAUAGACAGUAAGAUCGAACAAGCCAUGGACCUUGUGAAGAGUCACUUGAUGUUUGCUGUGAGAGAAGAAGUAGAUGUACUGAAAGAGAAGAUUGGAGAACUUCUGGAAAAGAUUUCCCAACUUGAAUAUGAAAAUGGAAUAUUAAAAGCUAAUGCUUCUCAAGAAACUCUAAGUAAACUCUCCCAGCCUGGUUCUAAUGUUACCUCUAAGUCUCACCAUGCUUUAACAUCCAGUGUAGGAGUUACACCUCACCAACAGGCUUCUCUACCAGUUCACCCACAACAUCAGAGUUCUUCCACAUAACUUGUACUUAAACAUGGACAGACAGUUCUUGUUUGUAAAUAUCAAUGAAAGGUAUUUAAUGUAAAUGUACAGGAUAUGUUGUUGAGACACUUAUUUGUUAGGAAACAGCUCCGUAAGGAGGCAGAAUAUGGUGAACAGAUACAGUCAGAUGGAAAAGACAAAAAAAAAAUUGUUCUGCAGAAACCCAGUCAUUGGGAUUACUUAUAGCUGGCUAUUUAAAUAUGUUAUGAAAACAUGUUGUUUCUUACUAUCACAUCCCAGAAUAUCUAGUGUUUUCAAUUUUUUGGAAGCAGGAAAAGUCUUUUGUUUCAAAUUUCCAAAUCAGUCAAGUUUUUUUUUUUCUAAAAGACACACUAAUUUCUAAUUAGUACUCCUUUCUAAAUUAUUUUAUAAAGUAUAACUGAUCAUCCAGUUAAUCUUAUAAUUUCACAACUACGUGUACCUGGACUUAGUCAAGUUUUAGUUGAACUAGGUUUUCUCAUUAAAAUGUUAUGAAAUUUGAUAAUUUAGAGAAACAGGUAUUCUGAAAUACAUUCUGAAGUCAUAAAUGAUGUUUUAAAAAUAAAAUAGAGGAGGGAACCUUGAUUUCACUAAACUUUCAUAUAGAUAUUUAAUUAUUGUAGGUGUAACUUCACAAAAAAUGUGGGUAAAAUCCAACCUGAGAGAAAACUUUUAUAAAGUUAAACAUAUUUUAGUGAAAUAAAAAAUCAAUUAAAAAUACCAGUAUUUUAAACUUUCCUCUUUCUGUUGGCAAGCCGAUCUCUCAGUCUCAUAUAUUCAUAUUUUAUCUUUUCGUCAAAUCCUUGUUGUAUUCCAUUUAACCCUUCAUCUCUAUUAUUCAAAAUGUAUCUUAGCAGUUCAGUUAUUCAACAUCUGGAACGAUUUAAAGAUAGGCCAAUUUAGUAUAUAUAAUCAGCAAAAAAGUUUUAAAAGUUGGUGCCUAUCAUAAACCAAGUUUUUUUUGUGGUUAUGAGCUCUUAUUGAUACUUUCCUACAGCAUAUAGAUUAAAUCUUGUAAAAGUUCUUGGGAACAUAUGCUGACAGGAUUAUAACUGAUUAUUCCAUAUAAUGUGAAGUAAAUAAUUUGUAUUUGAAUUUAACAGCUGUUUUAUUGAUAGUAAUAUCAGUAAAAUGUUGAACAAGCUGUUUACCCCAAAAUCUUAGUUUGAGGUGCUUAAUAAACCAACAGUAUUAUAUUUGUACAAAAAUAAUCAUAAUAUGUUAAAAAGAAGUUUCAGACCUCUGCAGAACUUGUUCACAUAUAUAAGUCACAUUUAUGUUCAAAUCUUUUAUAUCUGUCCACAUAUAUUAUUCACAUUUGUGUUCAAAUCCUUUAUAUCUGUCCACAUAUAUUAUUCACACUUGUGUUCAAAUCUUUUAUAUCUGUCCACAUAUAUUAUUCACAUUUGUGUUCAAAUCCUUUAUAUCUGUCCACAUAUAUUAUUCACACUUGUGUUCAAAUCUUUUAUAUCUGUCCACAUAUAUUAUUCAUAUUUGUGUUCAAAUCCUUUAUAUCUGUCCACAUAUAUUAGUCACAUUUGUGUUCAAAUCCUACAUAAGAAUAAGAAAUUUAUUCAUUUUAAGGAUAUCAUUCUUAAGAAUAAAUUGUAAUUUGUCAUCUAUAAAUUAACAUGUCCUUGCUCUGCCAAAAGUAUUUUAUGGUUUUACCACUACAUGGUUGUCUUCUAGUAUAAAACACUUGUAGUAAAACUGAGAAAUUAUCAAACAUUGUAUGGCAUGUUAGGACAAAAUGUGAUGUAACUUUCAAAACUGGCAUGUUUGUAUGGCUGAUCUGAAGAUGAAGAGCAAUUAAGAAAUUGUGACAAUUUGGUGAUUGGAAACUGAAGCUGAUGAUUAGUCACCAGAACAUGGUGGUACUGCUUUUCGUCAAACUGUGGCCCUUUUCCCAAUUUUGAAUCUCUAAAGCUCUUAAGUUUCAUCAAAUCUGCAGCUGCCAAAGAGUUUUCUGUUUCAUUGCUUGAACUUUUUAUUCCACAAAUUUAUCUACUGUUUAAUUCUAAACUCUUAAAACAGUUUUGAUACAUAGCUUUAUAGUUUUUAAUUUUUUGAUAUGUAUCUUUUCACUUGGUAAUUUCUUUGUCUCCCUUGAUAUAUGUCAUGUUUUUUACUCCUGACUCUUCUCUUCUAUAAGUACAUAUUCUCAUAAAACAGAUUAAGAAUUCUUCCUGCCAGUUUGCUAAUAUUCAGUCUUUUCUCUAACUGACAGCUUCAAAAGAUAAUAUUUUGUCCUUUUUGUAAUUAACUCAUUAGACCAAUAUGGGGUACUCUGCAUUGAUAUUGCUUCAGUUUUAUAAAAGAAAUGUUUUUUUAGAACCAAAUGGUCAUGUGUAUUUUUAGAAGUUGCAAUUUUGACUUUUAAAAUUUUAGCCUUUGCUGCUAUAUAUUUAGCACUUUGAGGUAAUUUAUGUGGUCCCUUAUAAAGUAAUGUCCUAAAAUACUUGUAAGCUUUUGCUGUUUGGUAGUGUAGCAACAGAUGUACUUUUGAAUGGCAAACAGAUGAAGCACAAGUUAAAAGAUGUGCUAGUGUUAGUUCAGAUUUGUCUUGAAUUUUGGGGUUGGUGAAAAUCCGAAUAGCAUUAGCAAGAUACAUUGAUUUUUUCAAAAAUUUCUUUUAUAUUUUUGAUAAUGACAAUAAUCAUGCAUUUGUAAUAUUUUGAAUUACUCAGGAUAAAAAUGGGAAAUCACUUAUAGUGAAAACAGAGAGAGAAAGUGGCAAUCUAGCAAGCUCCACUGAGAAGUAAGUCUGAAGGGCUACCAUGUUAUUUAUGGUAGUUCAGUGAUCUAACCAAUCAUGCAGGAUAUGUAAACACUUGAUAGAUACAUACAAAAAACAUGAAGUAUUUAUAUUGGAACAUAUUCUGUUAAAUUGAUUAUAGAUUUAGAACAUAUUGACUUCUUUGUUAAUGUACUAUACUUUUAUAUUUUUCUGAAGGAAAAUUAUAUGUUUGCUAUGAGCAUAAUGUGAAAUGUAAAAAUAUUUCUUGAUUUAAAAUGAAGAGUUGUUACUCAUAUUCCUUAUUAUUUAUGCAGCAACUGAAAUGGAUUAAGAGUGUAUGUUUAUUUAUACUUAAUCCAUGUUUGUGUUCUGUAGGACACUGGUAUGUUAGGUUUUAUUGUUCUUGUUAUCAGUUUUAUUUCUUUUUAUUUUAAAGAAAAAGUUCUGGUAUUAUUUAUUUGUA